Molecule: messenger RNA, 309 nt
Organism: Talpa occidentalis (Iberian mole)
Lineage: Eukaryota; Metazoa; Chordata; Mammalia; Eulipotyphla; Talpidae
Product: keratin-associated protein 19-1-like
Exons: 1
Coding region: 1-309 (102 amino acids)
Source: RefSeq, a predicted model, not a curated record
AUGAGCUACUACGGCAACUACUAUGGAGGCCGGGGCUACGGCUACGGAGGCUUCGGUGGCCUUGGCUGUGGCUGUGGCUGUGGCUGUGGCAGCUUCCGCAGAUGGGGCUGUGGCUGUGGCUAUGGAGGCUACGGAGGUUAUGGCUCUGGCUUUGGGGGUUAUGGAGGCUAUGGCUCUGGCUUUGGGGGUUAUGGAGGCUAUGGCUCUGGCUUUGGGGGUUAUGGAGGCUAUGGCUCUGGUUUUGGGGGUUAUGGAGGCUAUGGCUCUGGCUAUGGGGGCUACGGAUAUGGAUUCUCCAGCUUCUACUAA